CCCGCCAUCAUCUCCCGCUGAAGGUAGCGGCUCGUCUUCAGAAGAUAAUAGUGAGAUCAGCAGCCCGACUCCUGAUACUCGUGACACCUCGUCCAACGCAACUGCCAUCUCACAUCACCGUUUUGAAGAUGCAAGUACCAAUGACAUGGACUAUGAGGAACACAUAAAGACUCCCACAUCUGUGUGUGUUACCGAAGAAGGUGCAGAGAAGGAGGUGCGUGUUGGUUGGAAAGGCCAUGCAACUCGCUGGAAAAAAAAUUCGGUACUGAGGUAUAACAUUUGCACACAUACUUUCCCGAGCCUUCGGUGGGCAAAGUUGGUGGCGCAUGCAGCGGCAGAAGCAAUUUCGAUGUGGCAGAAUAUCGGUGCUCGCUUUGAGGAAGUUGGCCGUGAUGAAAAAGCCACAUUUGCAAUAAAGUACUGCUUCGAGCCAGAUAAUUGCAGGCGCGAUGUCUAUGCUAGUGCUUUCUUUCCAAAGACCUCGCCAGGCGAGUUAUUUGUGUACGAAGUAGCACUGGAGCCUUCCCAUGUCGGCUUCUUGACUAACAUUCUCGCUCAUGAAUUCGGUCAUAUUCUGGGUCUCCGCCAUGAGUUUGCUGUUGAAACAUCUUUUCUCUGGGGAGAAGCGAAUGAUCGAUCGAUCAUGAAUUAUUUCAGCGACUUGAAUCAGCUUCAAGUAGGAGAGCAAGAUCGCGAAAACUUGGCGACGUAUUAUGAAUGCGAGGCAGGUCAAUGCGAAAGGCUCUCGAUAACUGAUAUCGAACCACGGGUAUUCCGAUUUCCC
Molecule: messenger RNA, 784 nt
Organism: Trichoderma asperellum CBS 433.97
Lineage: Eukaryota; Fungi; Ascomycota; Sordariomycetes; Hypocreales; Hypocreaceae
Source: RefSeq, a predicted model, not a curated record